This is a messenger RNA of Menidia menidia (Atlantic silverside), 5054 nucleotides long. Lineage: Eukaryota; Metazoa; Chordata; Actinopteri; Atheriniformes; Atherinopsidae. The record is from the annotation of a GenBank genome assembly.
CGCCGCCGUACCAAUGCGCAGGCAGCACCUCCGCGGGAUAGGUCUCCCCAAAUCGAGGCUGCGCUCGGGGCGAUCCUGCGCCUGAAUGAGGGGCGCGUCAUGCCUGUCCUCCUCCUCCUCCGCUCUGCGCGAUCAGUGGCUCUGCGCUCCGCAAUCCCCUGGCACGCCGGACCGCCCUCGACGGCUCUGCUAUCGCCGUCCCGCUCACACUGAAUGGCUGCCUGGAGCGAGGAAAACCGGGGGCAGAGAGCGCUGCGUCUCCUCCUCUGAACCAAGGCUCCGCAUCAGCUUCCCCCGCGAGGCGCAAAACCCUUAGGUGGUGUGCGUAGGCGCACCAUGGCCCAGACCCUCCAGAUGGCGAUCCCAAACUUCGGCAACAACGUUUUAGAGUGUCUGAACGAGCAGCGACUGCAGGGCCUGUACUGUGAUGUCUCCGUAGUGGUCAAGGGCCAUGCCUUCAAGGCUCAUCGAGCUGUCCUGGCUGCCAGCAGCUCCUAUUUCCGGGACCUCUUUAGCAGCAGCAGCAAUGGCUCCGGUGGUAGCGGUAACGAGACAAACCCGACCGUGGUGGAGCUCCCACCGGCCGUGCAGCCUCAGAGCUUCCAGCAAAUUUUGACUUUCUGUUACACUGGCCGUCUCAGCAUGACAGUGGGGGACCAGUUUCUGCUCAUGUAUACUGCUGGCUUCCUGCAAAUCCAGCAGAUCAUGGAAAAGGGCACUGAAUUCUUCCUCAAGGUAUCUUCUCCUAGCUGUGACUCCCAGGGCCUUCAUGCAGAGGAGGCUCCACCUUCAGAGCCGCAGAGUCCGGUAACGCAGACCGGCAGCAGUGCAGCCCGGCCCGCCUCCAGCCUGACGCCGCUCCCCCUGGUAUCGCGGGUCAAGACGGAGCAGCCGGUCAGCCAGCCCGAAGCCACUGCUCCUUACUCUGUGGUCUGCACUCCCGUUGCCAAGCGGCUGUGGGAGGGGGGCAGCAGCCGGGAUGGAGGCAGUGUAGGUUCAGGGGCAGGAGGCGGGGCCAGGAAGGCUGCCCGCUAUUCCCAGGAGGCAGUGCGGGGCAGUGCUAUCCAGAGUCCGGGAGCUCUUGGACUGGCCAUAAGUAUGGGGGCCACUACAACCGGCCUGGCGGGCAUGAUGGGCAGCGGCAGUGCAGGAACCAACGGAAGCUCAGCAACCGGGCUAGGUAUGUCGGAGGGCGCCAGCCCGGGCACUCUGAGCACCUACGCUAGUGACUCGCCCAUCAGCUACCACGAUGAUGAAGAGGAAGAAGAGGGGACAGAUGAAAGUGCCGAAGAGCAGUACAGGCAAAUCUGCAACAUGUAUACCAUGUACAGCAUGCUCAACAUGGGAGCUGCAGCAGCUGGCGAGCGUGUGGAGGCUCUGCCAGACCAUACAGAGACUCGCGGUCGGAUGAGAGGCCGGGACCUAACGUGUCUACCUGCAGAACUCAUCGCUCAGAUAGGGAACCGUUGUCAUCCCAAACUGUACGAGGAGGGAGACCCCGCAGAAAAGCUGGAGUUAGUCUCAGGUACUUCUGUGUAUAUAUCUCGAGCUCAGCUAAUGAACUGUCAUGUGAGUGCGGGGACCAGACACAAGGUGCUACUGAGGAGGCUGCUGGCUGCCUUCUUUGACAGGAACACUCUGGCCAACAGCUGUGGAACAGGCAUCCGCUCAUCCACCAAUGACCCAAGCCGCAAGCCCCUGGACAACAGAGUGCUACAUGCAGUCAAAUUUUAUUGCCAGAAUUUCGCCACCAGCUUCAAAGAGAGCGAGAUGAACGCCAUCGCGGCCGACAUGUGCACCAACGCCCGGCGUGUGGUCCGAAAGAGCUGGAUACCCAAGCUCAAGCUGCUGAUGGCCGAGAGCGACGCCUACUCUGCUUUCCUCCCAGACGGGGUCAAGACGGAGGACGACGCCCUGGGGGCGGAUCCGACCUUCGACCCCACCUCGCUGGAGGCCGGCGGCGCCGCCAUCGAGUCGGGCGGCUCUUCAGGUGAAUCUCUGCCCAGUGUGGGCGGGGACGGAGGACAGUUGUUCUGAACACUGAGCCCAGGGAAGGUUCAAGAUGGGUGAUGCACAUGCCCGUUUCCCCCCAGUCGUGCUUGCCUCCUCACUCUCUGGCCCACGCUGAUCUCUCACAUUUUGACUGUCUGUACUACACUGCUUGGGGCAACAGCUGUUACCCCGAUAUAACCAGGACGUGAAAUCUUACAAGUUUUGCUUUAUGACUGUAAAAAUGGGUUAGUGGAGGAUUUGGAGGAGUCUAAGAGAGACUGGCUUUUGCCUCCCCUUGUCUUUUUAAGGUGUGUAAGCGCAUCCAGUGUUGCAUCAUAAAUACAUUCCCUGAGAUGCAGGCGGUAGGGGGCUACCAGUGCAGCCUGAGGAGGAGGGGAUGGCUGGACGGAUAGGUCAGGAGUAGAGAUGAGACAAGAAUAAUGAAUGUACGUGUCGCUGGCAUUUUUCUCUAUGCAAGCCUGACAACUUUUGUUCCAGCCUCGGGAAAGAAGCUAAAUUUUCAAAAAUAGACAUCUUAUUAAAGCAAAUUAACACUACUCGUUCCUCGUCCCCUCACAACUUCCCCUCAUCACCCUGCAAGUAUUCUUCAACCCACCUCACCUCUCCUGAGACUAAAGAUUCUCACCUGAGUGUUUCACUGUGCCGUGUCUUAUAGAACUACUCUCAUCUUCCUCUGUUUUCUUGAUAAAUUUUUUGCAAGUUUUUUUUAUUUUUAUUUUUUUGUUUCUGUCUAUGAGCUGAAAAGAGGGAGAAGGAACGCUUCUUGCCAAGAUGAUUGUAAAGAUUGAAGGGCAACAGGUAACUUAAGAUGGACAUAUUUUUGGAUGACACACUAUAUUUAUACAAGUGCCCAUGCCUGGAGCGGUGUGAGCCAAGAGAAUGAUAGGGAUUGUUUUAAAAUCUCGAUGUUCAUCUUUUAAUGAAAGAGCUCUUGUAAAAUAAGGAGAAGUGCUAUUUUUACAGGGGUAUGAAAAAGCUGUCUUGUCAUAGGAGCCUCUGUCGUUUAUUUUUAACUUCACUUUAAAGUGAAAGAGAUGGAGUGAGCAGUUGAACUGCUAAAUUUGAUGCAUUUCAUCUUCUGUUCACUGGCUUAAAAGGAACAAGAAGAGUGUAUCAGCUAGCUUGACUGUGUCUGAAAAUGUUGAAUCUCUUGUUAGGUUGUGGCCCUGCAACGUUUUCCUCCUUUGAUAAAACAGUUGAUCACAGUUUUGGAAACUACUUGUAGAAACCUAAAGGUUAUGUUGAUCUGAAAACUUGGCUAGCUUUGUCUUUGUACAGACAUUAUUGAAAAGUUAUAAAUUAUUGGAUAUCAGAAUGUGCCUUUCAACUGAGAUCAGUACGCUGAAGCCAACGGAUGCAGUGAUGUCACAGAGUCGAGUCGAUAUUGCUUGAAGUAAACCGAUUUUAUGGUACUAUUGGUGUGUGUGCCACGUAGUUUUUUGGUAGAGAAGGCAAGUCUGUCCUGUGCAGAUGCGUCUCUCAGUGCGUAGUGGAUUCAUCCGUGUUUUGCACCUCUUCAAUCUUGAGAUCCAAGACGGCUUUAUUUUGGAGUUUGACAUUAUUUUUGCACCUUCCACGAGCAGUAGAGUGGUGAUUUAUGCACCUUAAAGAGAAGAACCAAUGGUUCAAGCACCUUUCUUGAAAAAUGUUGUGUAGCAAUCAAACCCAUAUAGGUGGAAUUUGUCAUUUUCUUCCCUCCUCCCAUCCCUGUCUGUGUUUUCUUAUUUGUAGGUGGCACAAACAUCUACUGUAAAUAACCAAGAAGACUGUUGAGUUAAAUCCCAAGUGUUCUUCCUCUUAGUUGCUUGACGUGUCUGUUCAAGAAAUGUUAACAACUGAUUUAUUUUUUUCCAUGUAAAUGUCUGUGUUUGAACAUUUUUGAAUGCUUGUUGGCCUGUUGGACGCAGGUCAGGAUUAUUCCUAUUGCAGGUGGAUAAAAAUGGAAGUGGUCAGGGUCUGACUCGUCGUGUGCAUUCAACCUCAAAGGGAGAAACGGCCUCCCUCUUCAAAGGCAUUUAUGGAAAGGUUUUACUUUUCUGAGGAUGGGCGCAGAAAUAAAUGUAUGCUUCCUUUUCAAUGCAGUUCAGUUUUAUUGCUGUUUCAAAUUGAGAAAGAUGCGUGAACAGAACAAAAAUGCAGUAUCUUAUGAGUAGUCAGUAAGGUGGAUCACUUAAACAAAAACCUCAGUAAUGCAUUUGACUGUAGAUGCCACAUGGGCUCCCCUCCCCCGUGUACCAGUAUCUUUGAAGACUGUACUGUGCUUCCUGUCCUUCAUGCAUCUGGUGUCAUGUUUCACUUCCACAAGUGUAGUCAUGUGUUUCAGAGAAAGGCAAAUCAGUGGUUCAGUUUGUUCAGCCUUAAUUAGGAUAUACAUCUUUAUUUGUUUAUAAAUUUUAAGAGAUUUUUUAAAAGUACAGAAGAUUUUCUUAAGAACAAAUAUGGUUUUCCAGUGGAAAAACACAGGGAUCUUGCAGUGACCUCCCAGCCCGAUUUGCAAAACAGUGAUCCAAUGUAUGAAUUGGACUGGAUUCUGAGUCAUAAUAUCACCACUGAGUCAUCGUUGAAUUUAAAAACCAUGUUGGUCACAACACAGCAGCCCAGCCCAGAUACAGAAGUCUCCACACUGCACACAACAAUAUGUUAGUGGCUAACAAAAUGGCUAAGGAACGCUUUUUACCAUCAGUUUAAAAAGAGUAGUAAAAAUGAAUCGCGUGUUUGAUAAAGUUCAGUCAACUUUCAAAUGCCCCACACUCACGGCCACUCACACUCCUCAUUAGGUGUGUGUUACUCUGUGUUACUGUAAUGCUGUCUUUUUUUUUAACAUUAAAAGCAAAUCAUAAUUUUUGUACCUUUCAGCAUACAUGUUUACACUUCAUACAACACGUAGACCUACACACUUGAAUGGAUAAGGUGUGGCAUGGCAUGAGGAGUCUUUUGUCACUAAUCAGUACAUAUAUAAAUAUGAUUAUAUACAUGUAUAGAUGAACUGUAUAUUUUACAUAUGUGUGUAUAUAUGUAUACAUAUGUGUGUGUAUAUAUGU